Molecule: messenger RNA, 1839 nt
Organism: Gracilinanus agilis (Agile Gracile Mouse Opossum)
Lineage: Eukaryota; Metazoa; Chordata; Mammalia; Didelphimorphia; Didelphidae
Gene: IFT46
Product: intraflagellar transport 46
Exons: 13
Coding region: 1-1422 (473 amino acids)
Biological process (GO): cilium assembly; intraciliary transport
Cellular component (GO): intraciliary transport particle B; centrosome; motile cilium
Source: RefSeq, a predicted model, not a curated record
AUGCAUUUAGGAGUUCAGGAUGGGCCUGAGGGAAUGGGAUUCCUCCUCCCUUUGGGCCUCCAACAGGACACUUCUUCACCACUGCCUCCAGAGAUGGCUCUGGGACAAAGAGGAGGGCUAGGAACUCCUUCGACCAUGAGAUCUCCCCAACAGCCAUGGGGGGACAAACUGAACCAAAGGACAAUGCUAUGGAAACCCUUGGGCUCGGAUGACCGUGUCUUACAGACCAAGGUCGUCGAAAACCAACCAUAUGAUGAGAGUUUAGAAAUUAAUGACUCUGAAGAGGUUGCGAGCAUUUAUACUCCGACUCCACGGCACCAAGGACUACCUCGGUCUGCACGCCUUCCUCCCAAAACCAUGGGUGACAACAGCAGUGAUGAAUACGAAGAGGAGAACAACAAGGUCCCGAGGGAGGGCAUCCCACAGCCCCCAGGCCACAGAGGCAAAGACUCGGACCCUGCCCCUCCUGCCCCUGCAAGCCCCAAGCGCCACCACGCCCCUUCCCGUGGACCUGAGAGGGUGGGAUGGUAUAUAGGGAGCCAGAAGCUCAGAAAGGAGAAGAAAAAGACAUCUCAGAUGGCCACUCAGCGUGGUUUCAGUGAGAAUGAGGAUGAAGAUGAAGAUGAUGAUUCAUCUGAGACUGACUCUGAUGAAGAUGAUGAUGAUGAAGAACAUGGUGCCCCUUUGGAAGGUGCCUAUGACCCUGCAGAUUAUGAACAUUUACCAGUCUCUGCUGAAAUAAAAGAGCUCUUCCAGUAUAUCACUAGGUACACACCACAGCUGAUUGAUCUGGACCACAAACUGAAACCUUUCAUUCCAGACUUCAUCCCAGCUGUUGGGGAUAUUGAUGCCUUCUUAAAGGUCCCACGUCCUGAUGGGAAGCCUGACAACCUUGGCUUAUUGGUAUUGGAUGAACCAUCAACAAAGCAGUCUGAUCCCACAGUACUUUCCCUUUGGUUGACAGAAAAUUCCAAGCAGCACAACAUCACACAACAGAUGAAGGUGAAGAGCCUGGAAGAUGCAGAAAAGAAUCCCAAAGCCAUUGACACAUGGAUAGAGAGCAUCUCUGAGCUCCACCGUUCCAAACCCCCAGCCACUGUUCACUAUACCAGGCCCAUGCCAGACAUUGACACUCUGAUGCAAGAGUGGUCCCCAGAAUUUGAGGAACUUUUAGGCAAGGUGAGCCUGCCCACAGCUGACAUUGAUUGCAGCCUGGCAGAAUACAUUGACAUGAUCUGUGCUAUCCUGGACAUUCCUAUCUACAAGAGCCGGAUUCAGUCCCUUCACCUGCUAUUUUCCCUCUACUCUGAGUUCAAGAACUCCCAGCAUUUCAAAGCCUUGGCUGAAGGAAAGAAAGCAGCCACUCCUCCAUCUAAUCCCACUUCCCAGGCUGGAGAUGCAGAGACAUUAACCUUCAGCUGAGCCCCACAAGUCUCUCUGUCUCAAACCUCACACCUGGAUCCUUCAUCCCCCCCAACUGAGAAGGGGAAGUUGAUCUCAGCCAAGCUCGAAUCUUUGCCAUGGGCCAUACUUCUGCUCACAGAGAGAUUGUUCUCUUCUUAUUGCCCUCUAGCAACCCAGAGAGAGGUCAGAGAGCACUGCAGACACUUGUUAAAAAGUGCUUAUCUAUCUUAGCCUUUGUUUUGACCCUGUCUCAGAUCCCUUCCCUCAGAACAUGGGUAUUCAUAGCACACUUUAUAGGGGUUUGAGUUAGAAGAGUAUUCCAGGUGUCCUGGAAUUUCAGAAACAUGAGGGAGUAUAGUUUGUGGGGAGAUGGGAAAACCUAAUAGCUGUCUUGUUUGGAAUAGAAAGGAAUUAUUCUCUUUUUACUUAUGGAGU